Messenger RNA from Mizuhopecten yessoensis (Yesso scallop), 3701 nucleotides. RefSeq names its product zwei Ig domain protein zig-8-like. The transcript has 7 exons. Gene Ontology annotation, cellular component: neuron projection membrane. Gene Ontology annotation, biological process: synapse organization. The coding region runs from base 1260 to 2234 and encodes 324 amino acids. Lineage: Eukaryota; Metazoa; Mollusca; Bivalvia; Pectinida; Pectinidae. The record is from RefSeq and is a predicted model, not a curated record.
CGAGCGUAGAACGCCAUCGACUGUAUUGGUUUGGAGAGCGCUGUGGUCUACUCUACUUGAGCGGUUGAACGCUCUGUGCUUUUAAGUCACACACAAUCUUUAUCUAGUGAAAACCAAGACGCGGGACAUCUUCGUAUCUCUUUUUAAAGAUCGAUUUAUAUUUUUUGGUUGCAUUACAAGUGACAUAAUGUGAUGACGAAUUACAGUCUGUGACAGAAGGAUAUUUAUGCAUAUUAUUUCAACUUCUGUGGAAUUUGUACAACUUACACGUGCGUGUGUAAGAUAAAGUUAUUUUAUUAUUUAACUACAGUUUUAAUUUCGAUGGCGUUAUCAGGUUAUUAUAAUUGUUUUCCUUCAUCAGAGAUUGAAAUUUAAUUAUUUGUCUGUUCAGCAAAUAUUAUUUUUAUUUCAUAGAUAUACCUCGAACUGUGAACCGUAUUCACGCAGUGAACGUAUCCGGAGUGUACAAAGGAUUUUCACACUAGUGACUUUUAGGUGAUAGAGGAAGAGACCUGUCGGGUACAAUAUGGAUAUGAAUUAUGUAUAUCAUUCCCAGAUAUAUGAAAUAUAAGACAAUAUCCUACAGAGUGUUGACUGAUUUCCAAAGCCAAUGGUCACGGAUGAUGGAAAGGAUUAUUAGAAGUAUUGAAAAAGUUAAUUAAAUUCGCAUUAUAUAUUCAUUAAGCAAUGGAGCUUUAUGUCGGUGUAUUAGGCUUAUGGACUCCGUAGUAUCGCAGCCGUUGUCAUACCAUAGUACGACACCAUGUCAGAAAUCUUCAGGGAGAUAGGCAUUUCAUAUAAUGGCAUGUUCAUAAUGUGAAAAUUGCGAAAUCCAGCUGGUUUUUCAGACAAUGUUUUAAAUGAAAUCACAUCAGCUGUUAUCAUGGAGAGGUUCCUAUGAAAAACAAAAUUGUUUGUGUGUUUAACAAUCAUCUACUUCACACAUCAAUGGAAUAGUUCAAACAACUAAAUUACUGUUGGAAACACUUUACAAGUUCUGUGAAAUGUGAAACAGCAUAUUUUGUUAAUUGGAGUUUCGUAACCGACAUUACUUUGUGGAGUAUUUAAGAAACUUUAAUAUGAGUGUUUUAGUAUAUAUAUUUUUUCUGAAUCUUUGAAAUUGACGUCACCAAGAGCGACAAUAAAUAACAAAGCACGACAUAUCACAAGAGACAGUCGGGUUUUUUCUGGAGUUGAAUCACUUUUGGAACCAAUACAAUAGUAUUAUGGUGUGAAAUCAUCCAUACAUUGGUGUUGCUAUGUGUAUUUCAAUUCGAUUGUUUGGUGUGGAGCUACGAACCAUGGAUCUUAUAGGACAUAGUGUGUGUUUUUCCUACUGUAGGAGGAUUUUUUAUCUGUGUCUUACCAUUUUCAUCGCUCUCGUGACAGGUUACGAACGCGUAGCAAAAAUCCCUCGUUUUAAAUUUGUGGAAGCUAAUUUGACCUAUGUACAAGGAGAAAUGGCGGUGUUAAAAUGUGCAGUGGAAAAUUUGGGGACGAAAUCGGUUGCUUGGCGAAAACUUCCAUAUAUCACGCCAAUAUUGGUGGGAGAAAGACGAUUCGCGGCAGACGAGCGGUACUCAGCCAAUCAUGUACCGUAUAGAGAUGAAUGGAAUUUGUGGAUAAGAAACGCUCAAACGUCAGACACAGGCAUUUAUGAGUGCCAAGUCAGUUCAAAACACAGAACAUUACGACAAAAUAUUUCAUUAUUAAUAAUAGAAAGAAGAUUUAAAAAAGCAAUAAAUAUAACGGGAGCUCGCUAUGUCGAGCGAGGGAUGCCGCUACUCUUAGUAUGUAAUGCUACAGGAGAGGACUUCCCACCAGAUGAAAUACAGUGGUUUUUUGAUGGUGAAAAAUUACAAAGUGAUUCAAGGAAACGUUUACGAAUAACAGAUGAAGUUAAUUUGAUAACACAUACUUUAAAAAGUACACUCGAAAUAAUGUACGCUUCAAUGAGUGAUACAGGAAAUUACGUAUGUCGAUCGUCAGCGAGGCUCACGACGGGGGUCCGAGUGGAAGUGUUAAAUGGUACGCCUUCAAUGCAUGGCUCGCGAGGAGGAGCUGGCAACAUCCCACCAAGAAAAAGAGGAACAUUUAAUCAAACAACCAGAGUGGAAAACACCGUGCAACAGGGGGUGCAUGAUGUAGCAGUUAUACUACGAUCAACGACCGGAACAAUAUUGUGUCUCAUAGUUUUACAGUACAUUAUUAAAAGUUGGCAGCUCAGAUUAUGAUACAAAGGACUACUUACAAUAUUCUGCUGUCAUUACUGACCAAAUGAGCUAUCAUUACCUAAAUAUGACGUCAUCUAUUACAACAUAAUCUUUGACAUCACUACGAGACAAAUGAUGACGUCAUUCAUUAAGGAUAAGUGAUAGUCAAUCAAGGUUGAAUUGUCUUCGUCAUUUUGUCAGUUAAAAGGAGGCAUCAAAAUAUUUGCGCGUUUGCAAACCCAUGACAGACAUGCAAAUGCUAGUGAUAUCCCAUAGGAAAUUUGGGUUCAGAAUACAAAUCACUAGAGAUAGGGCUACACUACAUUGUAUGCCAGACAAGUAAAGUCUGAUCACGGAUGCAUCUGCAACUUCUCCAGAGAUGGAUGAAAGGUAUACUAAAGUGUGUAAAAGCACCAUGAAGUCACAAAGUACCACUCAAUUUUUAUCACAUCUGUUUAUGUAUCUUGAAGAGGAUCUCAAUCAUCGAUUCGAGAAGGACGGAAUUCAGAGUGUAAUGUUUGCAAGAUUUGUCGGAAGAACCGGCGACUUAUAGCGUGUGGCGAUAAAAAGCCAAUUUGAUGGACUUCGUGAUUUGUUGGAUUGGACGUCUGAAGGAAUUCCUUCGAGAAGGCGGUUUUCCUGAUAUUAAGGUUUAAAAGCUCACCAGAGGAAACUGUACUGAACUUCUAAAUUGUGCUUGAUGAUAAAAAAAACCUCUUUUGGUUUGAUGAGAACAUGUUGCAAUCUUGUUUGCACAAUGUGUCUUGAAAAAUUACAUAAGAUUGACAUGCGCACAUUAUUGGUCAACACAAAUCCAAAAUAUCAGCAAGAAUAAUGUCAUAUAAUUUGAUGUUGAAAAGUUAAAUCCGACCGGAACUGAACUGUUUACUAUACAGUGUCGUCUUGGUAACAUACAAUGUGGAUUAUUGUAUGUUUGAAAAUACCCAAUAUGACGUAUACUCUAUAUUAAUAUUCAUUCCGGCAAUGACGUGGGACUUAAAUGGGUUCAUACUUUAAUUACGUAUGUAAACUUCAGAAUCAAUCAAGGUCAUCAUGACUCUUCUACUUUAGGAACAUGUGAUACAUUAUUUACUUGAAUGCUGUUGUCCUUGCUUGGCCUAGCCAUGAUUUUACAUGGCUAAUUAGGUUGAAGGAUAAAGAGUAUGGAUCCGUAGGGAAAUGAACGACCUUGCUUAGAGAUCCAUCUACAUCCCAUACGUGUACAAACCUGCGCAGUCUCAGUUGAACAUGUUAGAGUCACGAGUCAUCCUCUACAUUUUUUGUCAUUGUUUAUUUUGUAAAUUUCACUUAGUCACCCGACACAUAUGACACACCUGAAUGCAUGGAUGUAAGCGUUUUAAGAGAUCAUAUAUUUGCAGAUCGACUACGUCAUAAGAACAUUUAAUGUUUACUAAUAACGCCCUACUCUCUACUUUUUUUUAAAAAUAACGCUUCAAACAUAGAUAUCAAAUAGGUUUUUCUUAGAAA